Molecule: messenger RNA, 1313 nt
Organism: Humulus lupulus (European hop)
Lineage: Eukaryota; Viridiplantae; Streptophyta; Magnoliopsida; Rosales; Cannabaceae
Exons: 4
Coding region: 645-1085 (146 amino acids)
Source: RefSeq, a predicted model, not a curated record
AGAGUUUACUGUCUCUAAGAGUGUUACUUUCUUGAUAGGUUUUGCUAUAUUUUCUUUCUGGGUGUUUGGUUGUCCAGAAAGUGGAAACAACAACAUUAAUAUAUAUAUAUAAUGAAAUGGGUUUCGUAUUUAUGCAUUUUGCUUCUGUUUUUGAGUAUUUUUUAGUUCAUUUUUUGUGAUUGAAGAUUCUCUUUUGGGAGUUGGGUUUAGGCUAUUUUUUAUUUAUUUAAUUUUCUCUGUAUCUAGUCAUUGAUAUUGGCUUUCUUUCUUCUCAUGCCAAGUAUUUUAUUUCUCCAUAUAUCUGAUAUUAUUGGUUCUGUAUACACUAAAUGUGUAAAAUCUUGAUAUUAAGAACUUUUGAGAGUGAGCGACAAUAAUAAAACCUAUAUAAACCAAAUAACAAAAUAGGGUUUGGCGUUCUGAAGCAAAACUAUGAAAAUGAAAAAAAAAAUACUGUUAAUUUGUGUAAAAUCUUUUGUACUGCUCUAGCUCUGGUAUAAAAGGAAAUGAGUUUUGUGUUUUAUACGUUUUAUUUUGUUUUUAAGUAUCCUUAGUUUAUUCUUGUGAUUCUGCUAGAUAAAGAUUCUCCCCGCUGGCUUGGGUUUAAGCUGUUUAAUAUUUUCUCUGUAUCCAAAUAUAUCACCAUGUCUCGGUAUAAAGCAAAUUAUGAAGAAAAGGAAGAGGUGGAGCAAGUUGUUGCAGAAGAAAACGCAGAGUUGAUGAUGCAGAUUAUUGAUGAAGUCCAAAAUGAACAGAGGGCCAUUUUGAGGAGAUUGGAGUUGGUGAACAGUCAAGUCAAAAGCUUGAAAAUGACUGUGGAGAAGGAGGAGAAUGAGUAUAUUGCAACCAUGAAUGAUUUGAAACUCAAGACGAAGCAGAGAAAGAAUAAUUUGGAUGUUAACAAAUCAGAGCUGAAGUUAUUGGAGUUGAGAUACUCCAGCUUUUGCAACCAAAGGAUGGAUGAACUGAAGCGCUUCAAGAAUGAAGCUUCCCAUCUGAGAACUUGGUUUGCUGAGAUAGUUGAGAAACAUAGGCUUAUCAAACAACUUAAGCCAGCCUUCAUACCACAAAAUCACUACUUUUGAAUUGAGAAACCACACAUUUUUGUUGUUUCUCAUAACUAUUAACUGAACACUUUUGAGGGAGAAAGAAAGCUGUUAGACUUUAACUUUGGAACUGUUGUAGAGUUUUCUACUGUAAUACUUCACUUGGUAUGGUGUUAUUUUCUAUGUUCCGUAUGCUUUAAGUUGUAGAUCAUUUCUGCUACUAAUAUUUAUAAUCGUUACAAAAUCUAUAUGAUUAAGUUUUAUUAA